Messenger RNA from Lactuca saligna, 420 nucleotides. The record is from the annotation of a GenBank genome assembly. NCBI's taxonomy places the organism in Eukaryota, Viridiplantae, Streptophyta, Magnoliopsida, Asterales, Asteraceae.
AUGCCUAGUUUGAUCAGUGUUGUCGGGGAUGAGUUGCUUUCUGAGAUAGACGAGCACUUUAGGGUCCUUGGUACUUAUUUGGAGGUCGGUGGACUCAGGACUCGUGAGGUUUUUUCAAGGAUUUUGAUGCUUGUGGAUCUCCUCGUUUCAUUAGGAGUAGGGAUCCGAUCAUUAUCUCGCGUCGAAUUGCUGAUGUGGAGAGUGCCAUUCAUACCAAGUUUUGUCCGGCCGAGGCAAAUGUCAAAUUUCCAGAGUGUCUUUUGCACAAUACAGCUAGGGAUUGGAGGCGCGAGAUCACCAUCUUCGUUAACAAAUCUGGUUCCUGACGCCACCAUCGAUCACCACCUUCAUUCACAAAUUUGGUUCCUAGCACCACCUCCGGUCACCAUCUCCGUCCAUAGAUUUAGUGCCAGGCAGUAG